GCGCGGGCGCGCGGGCCGGGCCUGCCCCUCCGAGGCGCCGUAGCGCGGGAGGGAGGUGGCGGCGCUGUGGUCUCUCGGUCGGCGGGUCCGUGGGUCUGCCCGGCCGCCCGGCCCCGCCCUGCCCCCCGGGGCGGCUCGGCUCCAUGGCCCGCGGCGGCGGCGGGAGGCGGUCCGGGGGCCGCUGGGGCCGCUGACCGGGGAGGCGGAAGGCGGCGGGGCCGGGCCAUGGGGGACGGAGCCGUUCGCAGCCGCCGGAGCCCGGAAUCCAGCCGGAGCCGGAGCGGCGCCCCCUGCUGAGCCCCGAGAGCCGGAGGGAAGGGAUCCCAUAAACAUCUUGUUCAGAUUUGGGCCACCUGGAUGCUGAGGGCCACUUCGCAGCCUGGUCCCAGAUGGCCUGGCUUGCUUGCCACUGGAACAUGUCCAACCAAACCACUGUCCCCCAUGUUCCCCAGAGGACUAAAUGAAGUCUUGAGUACAAAGUGCUCUUGCAUGGUAUGAGCCAGCGUGAACUAGAGGUCACAUGUCCACGUGCUUGGGAAUCCAUAGGGCCAGCAGCCGGAUGCCCGGGCCCAUUGGGCGGGCCGGUGGCCGCCUGCGGGAUGAGCAGACUGCUCGGGGGUACGCUGGAGCGCGUCUGCAAGGCCGUGCUCUUACUCUGCCUGCUACACUUUCUCGUGGCCGUCAUCCUCUACUUUGACGUCUACGCCCAGCACUUGGCCUUCUUCAGCCGCUUCAGUGCACGAGGCCCCGCCCGUGCCCUCCACCCAGCUGCCAGCAGCAGCACCAACUGCUCUCGGCCCAACGCCACUGCCCCCAGCUCCGGGCUCCCCGAGGCUCCCAGCGCCCGGCCAGGCCCCACGGCUCCUGUCCUGCCACCCUGUCCUGACUCGCCGCCUGGCCUUGUGGGCCGACUGCUGAUUGAGUUCACCUCACCCAUGCCCCUGGAGCGGGUGCAGAGGGAAAACCCAGGCGUGCUCCUGGGCGGCCGCUAUACACCGCCCGACUGCACGCCAGCCCAGACGGUGGCGGUCAUCAUCCCCUUCCGACACCGGGAGCACCACCUACGCUACUGGCUCCACUAUCUGCACCCCAUCCUCAGGCGACAGCGGCUGCGCUAUGGCAUCUAUGUCAUCAACCAGCAUGGUGAGGACACCUUCAACCGGGCCAAGCUGCUCAAUGUGGGUUUCCUAGAGGCGCUGAAGGAGGACGCCACCUACAACUGCUUCAUCUUCAGUGACGUGGACCUGGUGCCCAUGGAUGACCGCAACCUGUACCGCUGUGGCGACCAGCCUCGCCACUUCGCCAUUGCCAUGGACAAGUUCGGCUUUCGGCUGCCCUAUGCCGGCUACUUUGGAGGUGUGUCGGGCCUGAAUAAAUCCCAGUUCCUGAGAAUCAAUGGCUUCCCCAACGAGUACUGGGGUUGGGGUGGUGAGGAUGACGACAUCUUCAACCGGAUCUCCCUGGCUGGGAUGAAGAUCUCGCGCCCAGACAUCCGCAUAGGCCGCUACCGCAUGAUCAAGCACGACCGGGACAAGCAUAAUGAGCCCAACCCUCAAAGGUUUACCAAGAUUCAAAACACGAAGCUGACCAUGAAGCGGGACGGCAUCGGGUCAGUGCGGUACCAGGUCUUGGAAGUGUCUCGGCAACCACUCUUCACUAAUAUCACAGUGGACAUUGGGCGGCCCCCGUCAUGGCCCCCUCGGGGCUGACACCAAUGGACAAAGGCUACCAGUGCCAAGGAUUGCCUGCCAGAGGACUGACCUACAGCCUGGCUGGUGGCUGCUCUGUGACAGAUCCCCCAGGACAGAGACUGUGGGCUCUGUUUUCUGAGGGUCUUCAGUAGGCCCCCCAGCUGCACCUGGAAGUUUCAGAACCUACUUCGGGGAGCUUCUGUCCUGGGCAGGCCCCUCAAGUGUGGCCCUCUAUGGGGUCAACCCUUCUUCCUGCUCCUCCCUCCCCAGUUCAGCCCCCCUCACUGUCAGGGUUGGGCCAGCCCCUGCACUGCCUCGCCGAGUGGCCUGGGCCAGGUCACUCCACCUCUCUGUGCCUCAGUUUCCCCCCCUUGAGUCCCCUAGGGCCUGGAAGAGUGGGAGGUAUGACUAGGGGGCAAUGUCGCUUCCAGGGGGAAUUCCCAGACCUGGGGAUCCCCCAUGCUCCCAGGGGAGGGGAAACCUUUUUCACUCAACAUUGUAGGGGGCAAACUCCGGUGCACCCCCUGCUGAGGAGCAGCGCCAGGAGGGGACCAGAGGGGGUGCUGUGUCGCUGCCUGGGAUCUUGGGGUUGGGCUUUGCAUGGGGGCGGUUGGGGCUCGGAUCAGUUGGGUUCCUGCCCCGCCCCCCUCAGAGAGAAGGCAGUAGCCCCAGGGCCGGCUCGUGUUUGUACAUUGCACAGAAACUUGUGUGGGUGCUUUAGUAAAAAACGUGAAUGGAGGA
This is a messenger RNA of Orcinus orca (killer whale), 2432 nucleotides long. It is a transcript of the gene B4GALT2, whose product is annotated as beta-1,4-galactosyltransferase 2. Gene Ontology annotation, biological process: carbohydrate metabolic process. The transcript has 9 exons. Bases 495 to 1709 code for a protein of 404 amino acids. The record is from RefSeq and is a predicted model, not a curated record. NCBI's taxonomy places the organism in Eukaryota, Metazoa, Chordata, Mammalia, Artiodactyla, Delphinidae. Gene Ontology annotation, molecular function: glycosyltransferase activity.